UAUCCAGCUGGUGGGAUGGAGGGGGAGGGGGCAGGAAAGACGACCGUUCCCCCUCUGGGAGCUGCGACCCAGAGUGUCUUGCGUUCCCUGCCGGACCUGCCCCGCUUCAGGAUGAAGUGGUCCGGGCUGGUGCUGGUGCUGCUGCUGGCUGCGGCGAGCCCUGGGACCCGGGGUGAGGAAGGGCUGGAUUUCCCCGAAUACGACGGCAUCGACCGCGUCGUCGACGUCAACAUGAAGAACUACAAGUCGGUGCUGAAGAAGUUCAGCGUGCUGGCGCUGCUCUACCACGAGCCCGUGGGGGACGACAAGGCCUCGCAGAAGCAGUUUGAGCUGGAGGAGCUGAUUUUAGAGUUAGCAGCACAAGUCCUGGAGGAGAAGGGUGUGGGGUUUGGCCUGGUGGAUUCGGAGAAGGACGCAGCGGUGGCCAAGAAGCUAGGGCUGACGGAGGAGGACAGCGUGUACGUGUUCAAGGAGGACGAGAUGAUCGAGUACGACGGGGAGUUUUCAGCCGACACCCUGGUGGAGUUUCUCCUGGACGUGCUGGAGGACCCGAUGGAGUUCAUAGAGGGAGAACGUGAGCUCCAGGCCUUCGAGAACAUUGAAGAUGAGCCCAAGCUCAUUGGCUACUUCAAGAAUGAAGAAUCAGAGCAUUACAAGGCCUACCUGGAUGCAGCUGAGGAAUUCCAUCCAUACAUCCCCUUCUUUGCAACCUUUGAUGGCAAGGUGGCCAAGAAGCUGACCCUGAAGUUGAACGAGAUUGAUUAUUAUGAGCCCUUCAUGGAGAAGCCCAUCACCAUCCCGGACAAGCCCAACAGCGAGGAGGAGAUUGUGCAGUUCAUCGAGGAGCACAAGAGGUCCACCUUGAGGAAGCUCAAGGCAGACAGCAUGUAUGAGACCUGGGAAGACGACAUGGACGGAAUCCACAUUGUGGCCUUCGCAGAGGAGGACGACCCUGAUGGUUACGAGUUCCUGGAGAUCCUGAAGGACGUUGCCCAGGACAAUACGGACAAUCCCGACCUGAGCAUCAUCUGGAUCGACCCAGAGGACUUUCCCCUGCUGAUCCCAUACUGGGAGAAGACGUUUGAUAUCGACCUGUCUCAGCCCCAGAUUGGUGUGGUCAAUGUCACAGAUGUGAGUAUAACAAACCUGCAGCAGAUGCCCGAGUGUCCAAACCGGUCUGGGUGGGAGUCAGCUUCUCUGCCAGUCCCUGGGGAUGGGGCCCCGGCCUGUGUUUCCAACAUGUGCUGGAGGUGUGUCACAGCCCAGGGAAAACCAGGGAGGUGUGUCACAGCCCAGGGAAAACCAGGGAACACGCUUCUGACAUGCUUGGUCCUGUGCGCUCUGCACAGAUCGGUCAGUGUCAGAAAUGCCCCGGCACUGGCUCCACUCAGCAUCCCGGCCCUGCUACUGUCCGGGCCCUAUGGCACACACUGGACCACGGAACAUCCAGCCUGGAGCCUGAAUGAAUUAUGGGCCAGACCUGGAGGCCCCUGGUGAUGCCCAGAGCUGGGU
Molecule: messenger RNA, 1512 nt
Organism: Pelodiscus sinensis (Chinese soft-shelled turtle)
Lineage: Eukaryota; Metazoa; Chordata; Testudines; Trionychidae
Source: RefSeq, a predicted model, not a curated record